CAUAUAUGGUCUUGAGGUGGGUUUCGAUGAUGUAGAUCUAGUUUGGGAGGGGACAAAUAUUUUCUGAACUUGGGGUUCAGUCUGCACAGAACCUGUGACACACAAAAUCUUUUUAGCUCUCAGAAACGGACAGACCUCAUACAACCACUGCUGCAAAGAAGCAAAAGAUGAAGUGGAGUAUUGUUUUGGGGGUUUUCUUGCUAUGCUUUCUUGCAAAUAAUCUAAGCGGUGCCAGAUUCAUUCCUGAAGGGGUGCCUUAUGAACAGCCCCCAGCUCUGCCCUACUGGUCUUAUUCCACCUCAGAUUUCUGGAACUACGUGGAAUACUUCCGCAGCAUUGGGGCCUACAACCAGAUCAAUGAAAUGGCCAGAACAUUCUUUGCCCAUCAGCAUCUUGGAGACACGCUGGGUUAUGAAGUGGCAGAGCAACAUGGACACUAAAUUGAUGUUAUUAGUUCAUCACUCAUAGUUUAGUUUGUUGCAUUAGAAACUAAUGAUAAUUUACUAAAUAGAACUAAACACCAUUUAUAGCCCUACAAUAAUGAGUGAUGUGUUAUAUGCUUAAAUGUAUAAAAAGCAUACAGGAAUAAGUUCAUUUUUCAUUUUCAUUGUAUUGUGAUUAACAGCUUCAGGGUGAAUGGUUGUGAUGUAUUAUACGACUAUUGCAGGUGCAAACAUAGGAACUGUAAGAAAUAAAACAAUAAAGUGUCA
Molecule: messenger RNA, 710 nt
Organism: Carassius carassius (crucian carp)
Lineage: Eukaryota; Metazoa; Chordata; Actinopteri; Cypriniformes; Cyprinidae
Product: otospiralin-like
Exons: 4
Coding region: 168-440 (90 amino acids)
Biological process (GO): sensory perception of sound
Source: RefSeq, a predicted model, not a curated record